UUCACAAUCACAAAACCAGGUUGAUACUGCGUCUUUGUCAGGGGCCAGAAAAGCCUUUGAAACCCGUCUUACUGCUCGUCUCUCUCGCCUGCCUCCUUGUUUCCCAAGGCCGCCCUGCAGCGUCUCCAAUGGCGUACAAGGUGAAAGGGUUGUUCAAGGUCAUCUCCCGGAUCUUCGUGGUGAAGGAGCACGAGAUGGAGAUCGGUUAUCCGACGGACGUGAAGCACGUCGCGCACAUCGGCUGGGAUAGCGCGGCGGGGAAUGCCUCUCCAAGCUGGAUGAACGACAUCAUGACAUCCCCCAACUUCUCGUCCUUGGGCAACUUUGCUGCGUCCACAGGGACCUCCUGGGUUUCUCAAGGGGCGGUUUCAGAGACCACCGGCCGGCGGGAAUCGGCUACUUGUCCCGACGUUCCAAGGCCGCUCGGGAAGCCGAGGGGGAAGAAGCCGGAGGACGGAUCGCCAACCGCGCCGUCGACGUCCACGGACGAGCUGGCGUCACCGCCGCCAGCGGCCGCUGAGGCCGAGGCUGCCGAUAGCGCUGCUGCAGAUGGCACGCGAUGAUCCAAACUGUGUUCCGGUCUUUUCUUAUUGUCGUGUAGGCAAUGGCAACGAGCCAACGAUUGUAUGUCUCGACUUUGUUUCAACUUUGAGAUUGGAUUGCAGAUGAUC
This is a messenger RNA of Panicum virgatum (switchgrass), 671 nucleotides long. Its product is annotated as CRIB domain-containing protein RIC9-like. The record is from RefSeq and is a predicted model, not a curated record. Bases 129 to 563 code for a protein of 144 amino acids. Lineage: Eukaryota; Viridiplantae; Streptophyta; Magnoliopsida; Poales; Poaceae. The transcript is spliced from 4 exons.